This is a messenger RNA of Zootoca vivipara (common lizard), 1326 nucleotides long. It is a transcript of the gene MRPL47, whose product is annotated as mitochondrial ribosomal protein L47. Gene Ontology annotation, biological process: mitochondrial translation. The record is from RefSeq and is a predicted model, not a curated record. Gene Ontology annotation, cellular component: mitochondrial ribosome; mitochondrial large ribosomal subunit. NCBI's taxonomy places the organism in Eukaryota, Metazoa, Chordata, Lepidosauria, Squamata, Lacertidae. Gene Ontology annotation, molecular function: structural constituent of ribosome.
GCUUUCCGGCGGCGGAGGCCGAUGAGCAUUGUGGGAUACGGAAGGUGUGAUGGCGGCGGCGGGGGCGCUUUGCCGGGCGUUCUCGAAGCUCCUGAGGACAGCUACCUGGGGCGGCCCGUCGGCGUCCUCUCCUUCCAGAUUCAUCCUUAACAACCUGCACAAGAAUGCCACAAAAGUAGAAACAGUCUCUCCCUGUAUGUUACUUCAUACUUCCUUGCCUCGGAAUGGGCUGGAGGAAUUUUUUGAUGAUCCCAAAAACUGGGGAAAGAUAGAAGUCAAAUCUGGGGAUUCUUGGACAGUAGAACAGCUCCGAGGCAAGAGCAGUGAGGAUUUGCACAAACUUUGGUACGUCCUGCUUAAAGAGCGAAACAUGCUUUUAACGUUGGAGCAAGAAGCAAAACGGCAGAGGCUGCCAAUGCCAAGCCCAGAGCGAUUAGAAAAGGUGAAAGAUUCCAUGGAUAGAAUGGAUCUUGUCAUCCAGGAAAGGGAAGACGCUUUGCGGCUCUUACAGACUGGCCAGGAGAAAGAGAGACCAGGCGAAUGGAGACAUGACUUCUUGGGCCGCGUAAUUUGGUACACUUUCAAGGAAUGGCCAAUCCCUUGGUACCUAAAUGCAAAGCAUAACAGGAAGCGUUUCUACUAUUUGCCAAAGAUCAAUCGUUUUCUCAGACUUAGACUUGAACAACAUUUGCGCAAUGAAUCAAGGAAGAAGAAUGCGCAGAAGCGGGAACAGAAGCGUUUAAAGGAACUAUUCCCUCAUCUUGGUGCUCAGUCUCAAAGUUAACGUGAAGUUGGCAAUGUUUGAUGGAAUUGUGGGACAAAUAUUCCUCCUUCUGAACUGGUUGUAAAUGGACAAAGAGUAAGGCAAAACAUACCAUGUGAUGUGAAACAAACUCAUUUCCGCCCCUAAAAUAAAGCUGUUUCAUCCUUCUUGUAAAAUACCGGUAUUUGUUCAUUCAUAGACUUGUUUGUCAACAACCAUUUAAUUAACUGUUUUCUAUGUCAUGGCACAUAGUUUGUAGUUGCAGUCACAAAGAAACAGGUGUGCUCUAAUUAAAAUCCAGUUUGGUUUUUGUAAAAACCAGUUUUUGGUCCUCAUGUUGAGUUUACUUAGCAAUUAUAUUUAAAAGACAGGAAAGUUUUGGGGGUCAUGCAGAGCUCUCUGGCCCAUGAGAUGAUCAAAAGUUGCAUAAAUAUGCACGAUUUUGUACAGCUGGGCUGGAUUUGGCUCAGGUCUGUUAAUAUUAAUCCCAAUUUAUGGUGCAUGUAGCAUGGGCACCAGGGAAGCAAAAAGUUAAAUGAUUCCUGUAUUCAAGUACCAUUCCC